Messenger RNA from Lacerta agilis (Sand lizard), 4589 nucleotides. It is a transcript of the gene ANKAR, whose product is annotated as ankyrin and armadillo repeat containing. The coding region runs from base 34 to 4392 and encodes 1452 amino acids. NCBI's taxonomy places the organism in Eukaryota, Metazoa, Chordata, Lepidosauria, Squamata, Lacertidae. The record is from RefSeq and is a predicted model, not a curated record. Gene Ontology annotation, molecular function: protein binding. The transcript is spliced from 23 exons.
AGGAAACAAUAAAACAGAAAAAGAGGCAAUAUUAUGCUGAGACCACUAAAAAAGCCAGUGCUUAGGAAUGAGCAAGCAGAUGAGGCAGCUUAUUUAGCUCACCUAGCUGCGCAGAGAAACGCCAGUGCCUUCUUCGAGAAGUACGAGCGAAGUGAGCUUCAGGAACUACUGACCACUUCAUUUUGUAGCUGGUUGGCAACCAAAGAUAACUUGCGCCAGACAUUGGACCUCCCCACUGGGCUGCUGAGACAAAUGAAAAGCGUAAAUGUCCCAACGGCUAUUUUUCUAACACCCGUGGAGCCCGACUUAGAGUUGGACUGCAGAGAAAUCCAUCAGAUCAUCAGAGAGUUGUCUGUUGGGAUUUACUGUCUAAACCAAAUUCCGUCCAUCAGUUUGGAUGCUAAUUACGACCAAAGUACUUCUUGCUCCCUCCCUCCAGCGUACUUCGACACCCGAAUCGGGCAAAUGUUGAUCGCCGUGGAUUACAUGCUGAAAGCCUUGUGGCAUGGGGCAUACAUGCCCAAAGAAAAACGCGUCAGAUUCUCUGAACUGUGGCGUUCUAGCAUGGAUAUUGACGCAGACGGCAUCCCUCAAACAGAAAGAACUGCGUGUGCAGAGUUCUGUCAAGCUGGUCUAAUGGAUAUUUCAAAAGAACCAGAUUUCCUAGGAAUCUAUGAGGAAAACCUGAAUGAAGAUCCAACGUAUGACCCUAACAGCCCAGAGGAAAAAGCAUUCUUUAUGCAGUUUGCGGACGACAUAUUUCUUAAGUUGACUUUUGCCACCACAGAGGUUCAGCAGUAUGAAAAUGUGUUCAAGUUUGAUGCAGCAUACAAUCUUUGCAAUGCGAUAAGGAUGACUGAGGACCGCCUCGAUAUGCAUGGAUAUCAGAGGCUGCAGCAGAGGCUAGCUCUUCAACAAAAACUUGUCAAGAAAUACCUAGAAAAAAAGGUCGAGAUCCGGAAAAACAUAGCAUAUCUAAAGCUAAUGAGUUUUCUUAUUCCAUUUAUUGUCAACUUGAAAAGGAAAAAUAAAAUCCCGAAUUUAAAUCGGCUUCUUCAGCCGUAUUCAGACGACAAAGUCAAAACGGAACGUGAACUGCCUCCAAUUUUGCUCGGACCAGAUUUUAAGUGCCAGCAUUUUGUAUAUGCCCAGAAUCAGUAUUUCCAUCUCCACGGUGGCAUUGAAUAUGAUGUCGGUACUCCCUCAGUUGAAGACCUUUCAGAUGAGAUUAAGGCUGCCUAUGACGAAAUGCAUACAUGUGCAGCAAAUCACCUCGCUCAACUGUUGGACCCAGAUGCACCCUAUAGAGAACAUUACCCCAUACCAAUAAUGGAUUUUCAAGGCAAGAGCUAUUAUGUAAUCGGGAUCGAACUUGAACCAUUUUAUCUGCUUUUUAAGAGCCAAUGGUGGGGUGCCAUAAAUGAAGUAGUAAGCACACUUAAACCCAAAAGGCUUCCAUUAACUGAUAUUCAAGCAAUGGACCAAUUCAAGAAAAGAUUUGGCUAUAAGAAGGCUAUUAAAUGCAAGAGCCUGCCAUUUGGCAUGAGGGCUGCUGCUGAAAGAGGGUUGGCUGCUAUCUUCCUCACCUUCUGCCGCAAGACAUCCCUCUCCAGCCUUGCUCUUUCAGACGAACAUGGCUACGGUCUCAUCCACUAUGCUGCUAUCUACAACCGUGUGUCAAUCAUAUGCCAGUUGAUUAAAUCAUAUCUGACAAUCAACCAGAGGCGCAGCAUCCCAGUUAGCCAAGGUAGGAAAUAUGGGAGCUUUGCUCUUGCCAUUAAGGGGUGCACAGGUUUUGGUCCCACUGCUUUGCACCUAUCAGCUCAAUGCUCUUCCGUCGAAGCCCUCAAUUUCCUCCUGGCCUUAAAAGCAGAUUACGAAAUACCCGAUGAACGAGGGUGGCUGCCUGUACAUUAUGCUGCCUUCUAUGACAAUGUUACCUGCUUCAUAGUUCUCUACCGAAAACACCCAGCUUCGUUAGAGGCUGAAACACGAAAUGAACAAUGCUCCACCCCGCUUUUGCUUGCCGCUACAUCUGGGGCAUUAGAUACGAUCCAGUAUUUGUUUUCUCUUGAAGCCAACUGGCUGAAAAAGGACAGCGAAGGGAAUAAUAUCAUUCAUUUGGCAGUGCUGAACUUUCACACAGAGGUUCUGAAGCAUCUGAUUGAGCUGCACAACCCUGAUCUCCCGGUUUGGAAAACUCUUGUCGGUAUGUUGGAUUGCAAAGAGCAGAAAAGGAAAGAAAUGGCAAUACGGUGUUUGGAAGUACUUUGUCUCGCCAAAGAUCAUUAUUGGAAGUGCAUUUUGGAUGCAGGUACCAUACCCUCAUUAAUCAGCUUGUUAAAAAGUGGCAACGUCUACCUGGAGUGCAUCACUGUGGGAGUACUGAGUAACAUCUCAAUCCACGAGUCCAUCGCCAAAGCUUUUGUAGAAGCAGGAGGCAUCACAGUAUUAAUUAAGCUACUGGCAUCUCAUGAACCUGAAUUGCUUUCCCGUUGUGCUGUCCUUUUAUAUGAUAUUGCCCAGUUGGAUAACAAUCAGGUUAUCAUUGCUGAACAGGGUGGAAUUCCUGCGCUUGUCAAUCUGUUGCAGUACAACAUAGAAGACCUGCUUGUGAACGUUAUAAAUUGCAUUCGAGUACUGUGCGUUAACAACCAAGAGAACCAGUUGAAAGUGAAAGAUGCCAGGGGGAUCGAGCCACUUGUCAACUUCUUGCAGUCAGAUUCAGAUGUGCUGCUGGCCGUGGCUUCGGCAGCGAUUGCAGAACUUGCUCGUGGGAAUUUUAGAAUGCAGAACGCCAUUGCUGAUGCCCAAGUCAUCGCCCCUCUAGUGGAACUUCUCAGAGGAAGGAAAAUCAGUGUCCAAGUGAAAGGAGCAAUGGCGAUCGAGGCACUCGCUGAAAGGAACGCUAACAUCCAGAUGAGAUUUCUAGCCAAGUCUGUGACCAAAUUCCUUUUAAAGCUCCUGAAGGCUUUUCACCUGAAAGUUAAAGAACAAGGUGCUGCCACACUUUGGGCACUGGCAGGGCAAACCUUGAAGCAGCAGAAAUACAUGGCAGAACAGAUUGGAUACAACCUUAUUAUCGAUAUGCUGCUGUCACCCUCUGAUAAAAUGCAGUGUGUUGGAGGUGAAGCAGUCAUAGCUCUUAGCAAGGAGAGCGAAAUGCACCAGAACCAGAUCUGCGAAGGGAACGGAAUUUCCCCUUUGGUUCGGCUGCUAAGGAGCGGAAGGAUAGCAGAGGGCACCCUGCUCAGUGUCAUCAGAGCCUUGGGGACCAUUUGUAUUGGUGAAGCUAACAUAAACAAUCCAGUCAGUCAAGAGAACGUAGUGGAUGAAGGAGCCUUGCCAAUAUUGGUCCACUUACUGAAACAUCAUAGUUCUCUUCACAUAAAGGUUGAAGUUGCAUAUUCUUUGGCUUGCAUUGUUCUAAAGAACGAUAACCUGCAGAGUGUGUUGCGAGAGAAGGAAGGCUUUAGUUAUUCCGAUGUACUUGGGCUCCUUUACGUACCGGAGAAGGAUAUCUGUUUGCGAGCAGGAAAUGCUAUCGCCCUUUUUGCGUAUAAUAAUCCCAGCCAGCAGUUAUUGAUUUUAGAGUCCGGACCGAUAUCUGUGUCUAUAUUUGAACCUUUUCUGGAAUCGGAAGUAGAGACAGACAGAGCAAUGGCUGCCUUUCAGAUAGUUAUACUAGCCAGAAUUAUAGUUGAUAUGGAUAAAGUCAGUCUGUCUGCAAAAGGAGUUUCUAUUUUGGUCGACCUGCUAUGUUCGGAAAAGACAGCGACUCUGGUGUUAAUAGGGAAGCUAUUGGCUAGUUUGGCUCACACAAGAGCAGGUAUUCCAGAAGCAAUUACAUGCUUAGGAACUGUCCGACGUCUUUGUUAUCAUUUAUACGCAAAGGAAGAAGAGGUUCGUACAUCUAUGGCCUGUGCUCUGGGAUAUUUAACAUUCAACCGAACUGCAUAUCGGCAUUUGCUAGUACAAUGUAGGAAUAAGCCCAAGUUGUUCAAGAGGCUAAUACUGAACCUUAGCAAGGAUGCAAGAAUAAAUUCAGACUUUGUGAAAGAAUUUAAGAGGCAAAAAAGAGUUGGGCUUCCAUCUCUCAGUUUGGAGAUAAACGGAGGGCCGCCUGCAGUUCCUGUACACAUACGAGACAAAUCACAAACCAGUGGCGUCAAGAUAUACAAAACAAAGUGUCGUCCAAAGGAUUCCCUCUUCUUGGUGCCCACGACGACUCACCUAAUGGGAAGGUUCAAAACACCGGAGAAGCCCCGUGUCCCAGCAGCCGGCCACAUUCCAUUUCCACAUGCCACAACAUCGGACCUCAUUCAAGUUUCGAGACCGAGAAUUGUCAAUGUCUCCGCGCUCCUCAGCAACUUGUCGGGAAAGAAAUCUUGACUGUAGUGCCUGCACUGGGGCAGCAACGGAAAUAGUAGUGUCUCUGCUAAUACCUUUCAGAUAAUUAGAGUAAAUAUUACUGCUCUGUCCGUAACAGAUAUCCACAAUGAAAGUUUGUCUAUUAAUAAUGCAAAAUAAUAAUAAUAAUUGCUGCUGUGGUAGAGAAUAAAAAGGCUGGCAAUUAACUGUAAGCAUUC